AACGGCGUUCAUUGCUCGCUUUGCCCUCGCUGUCUGCGGUCGUGUGUGCUGUCUGUCGCGUCUCAAUAACGAGUGAGAGAGGAGAAUCGUCGAUAGCGUUUUUGCGUGCUUUAAGAAUUCCGAAACAAUUAAUACAAUAAACUUCGAGAAACCACAAAAGUGAAUUAUACCGCCAACGUCAUGUCCGCCAACGAAGCGCUCUUCAAUCGUCCCGGCCCCAAUCGCCUGAGGCAGUCGGAGGUCUACCGCACCACCAAUCCCAAGGAUGCCGUGAAGAUACGCAUGCAGAAGGAGGGAAUGGGCGCCGAGGAGCCCAUCUCGAUUCCGGGCCUGCUCAAGCGUACGGUCAACAAUUUCCCCGACUACCCCGCCCUGCGCACCAAGAGCGGAAAGACUGGCUAUCAGACAGUCACCUACAAACAGUAUGAGGAGAAGGUGCACCAGGUGGCCAAGGCAUUCAUUAAAAUUGGCCUGGAGGAGCACCACUCGGUGGGAGUGCUGGCCUUCAACUGCGCCGAGUGGUUCUACUCGGCGAUGGGCGCCAUCCAUGCCCGCGGCAUCAUCGCCGGCAUCUACACCACCAACUCAGCCGACGCUGUGCUCCACGUGCUGGAGAACUCCAAGGCCCAGAUCGUAGUCGUUGACGAUGCCAAGCAGAUGGACAAGAUUCACUCCAUCCGCGACAAGUUGCCCCACCUCAAGGCCGCCAUACAGAUCCAGGAGCCAUAUGCGCCGUACCUCAAGAAGGAGGACGGCUACUACCGGUGGUCGGAAAUCGAGUUGAUGAACGUCAGCGAUGUGGAGGAGCAGUACAAGACCCGUCUAGAGAACAUCGCAAUCAACGAGUGCUGCUGCCUGGUCUACACCUCUGGCACCGUCGGCAUGCCCAAGGGCGUGAUGCUAUCCCACGACAACAUCAGCUUCGACGCCCGGGGCAUCGUCAAGUCGAUGGAGCGCGUUGUGGCCGGCUCGGAGUCGCUUGUCUCCUAUCUGCCCCUCUCCCACGUGGCCGCCCAGACGGUGGACAUCUACACGUGCGCCACGAUCGCCGGCUGCAUUUGGUUCGCGGACAAGGACGCGCUGAAGGGCACCCUGGUAAGGACGCUGCAGGAUGCACGGCCCACGCGCUUUAUGGGCGUGCCGCGCGUGUUCGAGAAGUUCCAGGAGCGCAUGGUGGCCGUGGCCAGCUCCAGCGGUAGCUUCAAGAAGAUGAUCGCCGGCUGGGCCAAGGGCAUCACUCUGAAGCACUACAUGGUGAGUCAAGGCAAGAGCUCCGGAGGCUUCCGCUACAAGAUUGCCAAGUCGCUCAUUAUGUCGAAGGUGAAGCAGGCCCUGGGCUUCGAUCGGGUGCUUACCCUGGUCAGUGCCGCGGCCCCCAUGUCGCCGGAGACGAAGAAGUACUUCCUCAGCCUGGACCUGAAGAUCCUUGAUGCCUUUGGCAUGUCGGAGACAGCCGGCUGCCACACCAUUUGCCUGCCCGACUCGCUCUCGCUGAACUCCAUUGGCAAGACCCUGCCCGGCUGCGAGUCGAAGUUCAUCAACAAGGACAACAAUGGCCAUGGCGAGCUGUGCAUCCGAGGACGCCACGUGUUCAUGGGAUACAUUGACAACAAGGAGAAAACGGAGGAGUCGCUGGACGAUGACUGCUGGCUGCACUCCGGAGAUUUGGGCUUCGUCGAUGACAGGGGCUACGUCAGCUUAACUGGCCGCUCCAAGGAGAUCAUCAUCACGGCUGGCGGCGAGAACAUUCCGCCCGUUCACAUCGAGAACAUGAUCAAGAAGGAGCUCGACGGCAUCUCCAAUGCCUUCCUGGUGGGAGAGCAGCGCAAGUAUCUGACAGUUCUGGUCACUAUUAAGACCGAGCUGGACAAGGAGUCGGGUGAACCUUUGGACGAGCUGAGCCACGAGUCCUCUGUGUGGGUGAAGUCGCUGGGAGUGGAGCACAAAACCGUCUCGGACAUCCUGAAGGCCGGUCCCUGCCCCAAGGUGUGGAAGUCCAUCGAGGAUGGCAUCAAGCGAGCCAACAAAGUCUCCAUCUCCAAUGCCCAAAAGGUCCAGAAAUUCAGCAUCCUACCCCAUGACUUCUCCAUUCCCACCGGCGAGCUGGGACCCACACUGAAGGUCAAGCGCAACGUCGUGGCCAAGAUGUAUGCCGAUGAGAUCGAGAAACUCUAUGCCUAGACCAUCAUCGAUCCAAAUCCAAAGGAACCCAAAGCAACACAAAGACAUAGAGAGCUAUGAAAGAGCGGAACUUGAGCUUUAAUGUAAAAUUGAAUUUAACGGACUUGCAAGCCAAUAGAGUGCCACAUUAUAUACAUUAUAGGAUAUAGGCUGAUGUUAACUGUUGGAUAUUAUACUUAACCAAACUCCGCGCUCCAGGAGAAUGCAGUUGGGACCACUCCUCGUAUGCCUGCUCUCCCAGGCACUAGUUUUCCGCCUACUGGAUCCAGCGAUCUUCUAUUUAGUACCUAAGUUUUAAAUUUGUAUAUGCUAAUUUGUUUUACCAACUGAAACGCAAUGAAUUGCUUAUUGUCUGAAGUGCCACAAUAAAUUUAUAUAGAUAUGUA
Drosophila obscura is the source of this 2567-nucleotide messenger RNA. RefSeq names its product very long-chain-fatty-acid--CoA ligase bubblegum (gene bgm). The transcript has 6 exons. Gene Ontology annotation, cellular component: endoplasmic reticulum; membrane. NCBI's taxonomy places the organism in Eukaryota, Metazoa, Arthropoda, Insecta, Diptera, Drosophilidae. The record is from RefSeq and is a predicted model, not a curated record. Gene Ontology annotation, molecular function: long-chain fatty acid-CoA ligase activity. The coding region runs from base 181 to 2181 and encodes 666 amino acids.